This is a messenger RNA of Theileria orientalis strain Shintoku, 906 nucleotides long. RefSeq lists its product as uncharacterized. The coding region runs from base 1 to 906 and encodes 301 amino acids. The record is from RefSeq and is a predicted model, not a curated record. The transcript has 7 exons. Gene Ontology annotation, cellular component: Set1C/COMPASS complex. Gene Ontology annotation, molecular function: protein binding; transcription cis-regulatory region binding. Lineage: Eukaryota; Apicomplexa; Aconoidasida; Piroplasmida; Theileriidae.
AUGAAAGCUGAGGAUGAAGCUCCUAUUGGAAGUCUGUCGUCGCCUUCCAAGUUUAAAAAGGCAAUCCCGAAUACUCAGCAGGAUUCCAAGCUGAAGAAGAAUGGUGUGGACGAUGAGCAUACGCCUAGAUUCUCCUAUAAGUUUAAGGAUAAAAACAUUAAACUGUCUUCGGAUAGAUUGACAGCCACUGGCCAUAAGGGCUGGACUUCCGUAUUCAGUACACAUUGUGCUUCUAGUGGAAAAUGGUACUAUGAAGUUAAAAUGAACUCUGACUAUAAAAACUUAAAAUUUGUGGGCCACGACGCGUCGAUAAAACAGACGAUCAAGGGCCACGCGAGGGUCGGAUACGCCUGCAGGUACCAGAGGUACGACAUGCCAGUCGGGGUCAACACGUACGGAUUCUCAGUCUCAGACGUGGACGGCAAAGCGUUCUACGAGCGAGUGAAGUACCCCUACGCGGUUCCAUUCGGCACUGGAGACGUGAUCGGCUGUUACAUUAGCCUGGAGAAGCCGACGACGGACUUCAACGACCCGAGGGACGACCUGAAGCUGUACGAAUUUCUCAGAGGUACUGCGCACGUUGAUAUGCCCGUUCAGACGGAAUGCUGUCAACCCGAAUUCAUACUCACAAUUUUCAAUAAAUGGCCAAAUGUAAGUGGCUCGCACGCUGUGUUCACACUAUCCGAGCUCAACGAAGCUAACUGCGAUCUUAGGUACCCACGGCUGGACUUUAAAAUUUACGACGGACACUACCACCCGGCAGUCUCAUUGUACAUGGGAGCGUGCGUGACCAUCAAUCUAGGUAUGCUGCCAGGUAAACACCCCUUCGUAGGACCUGACUUUCAGUACAAGCCUCCCGAAGACUUCUUGCCGUGCUGUCUCAUGGACAGACCACUAAUCACUUAA